CGCAUGCACACCGAGGCAUAAUGAGGGUGGAUUUAGAUGCUAAGCACGUGAAAUGAAGUUAGAAUAAAUAUCUGGUAUUCUAUUAAACAAACUCUGAACUCCAGCAACACAAUGGAGAAUUCUUGUGUGACAUUGACGAGGCAAUCUCCAAAUUUUCCUCAAAAUAUUGUUAAAAGCGGUUUCAAGAGCACGAAUUUUCUUACUGUCAAGUCUCCACAAAACACAACCAUAUAGUGAAAGGCAUUAACAGAGGUUCCACUGUAUAUGGCAAAAUGAUAUUCACGCACAAGUUAAUGAGAUUCAUUGGCUGCAUGGUCAUCUGACCUUUUUGUGCCUCCCCCCCUCAAGCUGUCGCAGACCUAGUUAGAGCAUAGAUAGAAAUGUCCGCCAUUAAAGUCUACAUUUUGCUCUCACUGUCUGUGCUGUGUAUUACCAAUGGGCAAGGUCAGGGCCAGAGGUGCCUUGAUGGGUUUCCUUCAGUCACUGACAACACCUGUACAUUGUCAACAUGCCCGAUCCAGGGGAUAAGUAGCUCCCGGCAACUACGACUCUUCCCUUCCAUGAGGAUUACCUGUAAUGGGAUGCUAGUGGGAUUGUCUGUAGCAGGAGAGACUCUAAGUGGAGGAGAUUACCCUAUUCUACAGAUCUGGAGACCCACUGGCCCCACACCCAAUGACUAUGAGAGAAUCAGUGAAUACACAUUCCCAAUUGGAUGCACUCAGCUACCUAACAAUGUCUGGCAGUGUAGAGUCAAUUCCAUUGAUGUUGAGGAGAGGGACAUCAUUGGAAUUGAUCUCCCUCUUGCCAUUAAGACUGUUGCAGCAUUUGGAAUGUACUCCAUGUCCCCGCCAUCGUUUACCAGCUACACACUAAGCAGUACAACAGAGAGAACAUUCUCAGUGCCUGUGUCUGCUAUAACUGACAGUGCUCAGCCAUUGCUUACUCUGGAUAUUCAGGAACAAGGUACCAGGCCGUAUACGAAGAAAUUGGCCUGGGACCGAGGCUAACAACAUUCAGAUUCUAUGGUGUUCAUACAGUCAUUGAGACCCCAACUACUGAGCUGACAACACAGACCCCUACUACUGAGCUGACAACACAGACCCCAACUACUCAGCAGACAACACAGGCUCAGCCGACAACACAGGCCCCAACUAUAUAUACUCAGUGAACAACACAGGGCUCAACUACUCAGCGGACAACACAGGCCCCAACUACUCAGCUGACAACACAGGCCCCAACUACUCAGCUAGAAGAUCACACUACUGCAGAAGAUAUUGGGCAACCGACGGCUAGAGGUACAGAGAUAGUUGGUCCGUUGGUUGGUGGUGUGGUUGGUGUGCUACUGUUGGUGCUGAUUGUUGCACUGGUGGUGGGUUUGGUUGUAUAUAUUCUUACGAGGAGGAGAUUCACUAAUAAAUGGAAACCUGAGGUGGUAUCUGAACAUCAGCUUGCAGAGGGCAGUCAGAGAGGGGUGAUCAGUAAUGGUAUCCACAGCGCUGAGACCGUUAUUGAGCUCGGCUCUCGAAGACAAUCGACGGACAGUAUGUCCAGCAAUCCAUUGUACAUGCCCAACACAGAUGCAUCCAUCAAGUAUGAGGGAGAGCCUGAAUAUACUUACAUUGAUCAAAAAGAUAUACGCAUUCUAGCAAGAAAUCCAAUUGUUGGUGUUGGUGAAGAUGCAGACAAUGUUGCAUAUAGCUUAACUACUCACUAAUAAAAACUCUUUUUAGCCAAUAUCAGACAACUUUAUAUGCAUAACAACUUUAUACGCAUGAUUAAGUUUAAAUGUCUUGUUAUAAGCUAUAGCUAUAAUUAUAGAUAUAGGUAGUUGUUGUCAUACAAUGUUGUCAAAAUUAA
This is a messenger RNA of Halichondria panicea, 1857 nucleotides long. RefSeq lists its product as uncharacterized. Lineage: Eukaryota; Metazoa; Porifera; Demospongiae; Suberitida; Halichondriidae. The coding region runs from base 381 to 1007 and encodes 208 amino acids. The record is from RefSeq and is a predicted model, not a curated record. The transcript has 4 exons.